Messenger RNA from Sapajus apella (tufted capuchin), 2751 nucleotides. It is a transcript of the gene GCAT, whose product is annotated as glycine C-acetyltransferase. Bases 1316 to 2575 code for a protein of 419 amino acids. The record is from RefSeq and is a predicted model, not a curated record. The transcript has 11 exons. Lineage: Eukaryota; Metazoa; Chordata; Mammalia; Primates; Cebidae. Gene Ontology annotation, biological process: L-threonine catabolic process; biosynthetic process. Gene Ontology annotation, molecular function: pyridoxal phosphate binding; glycine C-acetyltransferase activity.
ACCCAGGUGGCUGAGCUCCAUCUCCCAGUGGUGAGCAGUAGGGGAUCCAAACCCAGUUUCCUUCUGGUUUCUGUCAGUUUGCCCUUUCGGCCUCCCUGUUGUCUUAGGGAAGGGGAGUGGGGUCCAAGUGACAGCUGGAUGGGAGAAGCCAUAGCUUCUCCCAGUCAGCUAGGAUGUAGCUAGCCAUUGGGGGAUCUUCGUGGCUUCAGCAAAUUCUCUUGUUAAACCGGAGUGAAAACUUUAGGGGGGACUCCGUCAGCCAAGUGCCUCAGUGUGCCCUGUUGAAACUUGGAUUUUUCCACACAAUCGAUGGAUUGUGUCCUAGGAAGACGUCUUUUUCUUUUCCUCUGGGUUUUUGCUCCUCCUGUACAAGAGGUGGCUUUGCUUGGUUUGGUGGGGCUGCGGCCACUUAAAACCUCCCGACCUCUUUUUAUUUGAGUCUUUUAUUAUAAGUAGUUGUAGCUGGGGGAGGGGUAGUGGGCGGGCAGUGGACAGUAACGCAUACUGCAGUCGAUUUGGGAUUUGCUAAGUAGUUUUACAGAGCUAGAUCUGUGUGCAUGUGUGUGUAUGUGUAUAUAUACAUAUCUAGGACUAGUACUUAGUUUCACACCGGGAGCUGGGAGAAAAAAAACCUGUACAGUUGUCUCUUAUUUUUAAUAAAAUAGAAAAGUCGCGCACUUGCGCGUCCCUCCUCCCCCUUUUUUAAACAAGUGUUACUUGUGCCGGGAAAAUUUUGCUGUCUUUGUAAUUUUAAAACUUUAAAAUAAAUUGGAAAAGGGAGAAACUGAGCGGUGUAUUUCUUCCCCACUUUGAAGACGGGGUGAAUGCGGACCAGUUGGGCUGGCGGACAGUGGGAACAUCUGGGCGUUUGCACCUGAGAGUGGGGGGAGGGUAACAGGAGCUGGACGGAAGCCGGGAAACCUUAGUCCCGGAGGCUGCGGAACGUGCCUUAGCCAGUUUCUAGGCUUCUGCCUUUGGGGUCCAGAGGGCACCCCAUUUCCGCCCGAGAGGUGGGUACGUGGGAUUGCGGUGGGAAGCCUGGUGGGCUGGGCCCUGACGCGACUUCCUCCGCCCCCUUCCCUCCGUUCUGCCACCCGGACCUCUGCAGUCUCAACUUACAAGUCAAGCUGCUAGGUCCCGGGCGGAUCCCGCCAGGCCCCGCCCAUCCACCUUAGACCCGCCUCCCCGCCGCUAUAAGUAAGCCCCUGUCGCUCCGAUUGGCUGCUGGGGCCCGGCCCCCGGCCACGUGACCGGGCUGCGUCCGCAGCGCGCAAGGCUCCCUCGCUGGCGGGCGCGCUGGGGCGAGGUAGGAGCGAUGUGGGCUGGAAGCGUCUGGCGCGCCUCGCUCUCCCGAGUGCCCUGCGGACGCCGCGCGCAGUCGGCGCUGGCUCAGCUGCGCGGCAUUCUGGAGGGGGAGCUGGAAGGGAUCCGGGAAGCUGGCACAUGGAAGAGUGAGAGGGUCAUCACAUCCCGUCAGGGGCCACACAUCGACGUGGACGGCGUCUCCGGAGGAAUCCUUAACUUCUGUGCCAACAACUAUCUGGGCCUGAGCAGCCACCCCGAGGUGAUCCAGGCAGGUCUGCAGGCUCUGGAGGAGUUUGGAGCUGGCCUUAGCUCUGUCCGCUUCAUCUGUGGAACCCAGAGCAUCCACAAGAAUCUAGAAGCAAAAAUAGCCCGUUUCCACCAGCGGGAGGAUGCCAUCCUCUAUCCCAGCUGUUUUGAUGCCAACGCCGGCCUCUUUGAGGCCCUGCUGACCCCUGAGGACGCGGUCCUGUCGGAUGAGCUGAACCAUGCCUCCAUCAUCGACGGCAUCCGCCUGUGCAAGGCCCACAAGUACCGCUAUGGCCACCUGGACAUGGCUGACCUCGAAGCCAAGCUGCAGGAGGCCCAGAAGCAUCGGCUGCGCCUGGUGGCCACCGAUGGAGCCUUUUCCAUGGAUGGCGACAUCGCACCCCUGCAGGAGAUCUGCCGCCUCGCCUCUAGAUAUGGCGCCCUGGUCUUUGUGGAUGAAUGCCAUGCCACUGGCUUCCUGGGGCCCACAGGACGGGGCACAGAUGAGCUGCUGGGUGUGAUGGACCAGGUCACCAUCAUCAACUCCACCCUGGGGAAGGCCCUGGGUGGAGCAUCAGGGGGCUACACGACAGGGCCUGGGUUUCUGGUGUCCCUGCUGCGGCAGCGUGCCCGGCCCUACCUCUUCUCCAACAGCCUGCCACCUGCUGCUGUUGGCUGCGCCUCCAAGGCCCUAGAUCUGCUCAUGGAGAGCAACACCAUCAUCCAGUCUAUGGCUGCCAAGACCCAGCGGUUCCGUAGUAAGAUGGAAGCUGCUGGCUUCACUAUCUCAGGGGCCAGUCACCCCAUCUGCCCUGUGAUGCUGGGUGAUGCCAGGCUGGCCUCUCGCAUGGCGGAUGACAUGCUGAAGAAAGGUAUCUUUGUCAUCGGGUUCAGCUACCCCGUGGUCCCCAAGGGCAAGGCCCGGAUCCGGGUACAGAUAUCAGCAGUGCACAGCGAGGAAGACAUUGACCGCUGUGUGGAGGCCUUCGUGGAAGUGGGGCGGCUGCACGGGGCCCUGCCCUGAGCUCUGAGUUAGGGAUGAGCAGAGCCAAGCUCCACCUACUGCCACAGGGUCAAAGCAGGUUUUCCAUCAGCCCAGACCAGAGGCUCUGAGCCCUGAACCAGUGUCCGAGCUGGGCUGGGGUGUGGCCUGUGCUGGGGCUGUGAGAAUGUGAAUCAACAGAGUGGAAAUGGGCUGUG